AAAGUUGUGUGUGAAUUAGGAAAAAAGUGUAAAAAGCGGACAGAAUUUUAAUGUUAUUAUGAUCCUGCUUAAAAAAUCACUUUUUUUUGUCUUUGAAGGCUUUGAAUAAAGAGGACUGAAGAUACAGCCUUAAAAUACAGCAGACUGAAUAUAUUCAUCUACUUUGAAAAUGACACGUACUUUGGCACAAUUGGUCAGAGACUACAUGGAGGAGCGCCGGAUUCACCGAAACCGCCUAGUGACUAAAGAUGGUCAUUGCAAUAUAGAAUAUGGGAAUUUGAGGUACAGCAAUCGCUUUGCUUACCUACUAGACUUAUGGACCACCAUCUUGGAGCUUCGAAUGAGCUUUGUCAUGAUCUUAUUUACAGCUUCUUAUCUUUUCAGCUGGUUUUUUUUUUCAGUUAUCUGGUAUUGGAUUGCCUACAGUAAUGGAGAUUUGUGGUGGCAGUACCCUUCACCUGACCAUAAUCCUUGUAUAAUUAAUGUCUAUGGUUUGACCACUGCCUUCCUUUAUUCCCUAACGACCCAGAUGACUGUUGGAUACAGUAUCCGAGUCAUCACUCCGUUGUGCCCGGAUGCCAUCACCCUUCUCGUUAUCCAGACUGUAAUUGGUACAAUCAUUAAAAGCUUCUGGUGUGGAAUCAUUAUUUCCAAAUUUUCCUUGCCUAAGAAAAGAGCAAAAACAAUCCAUUUUAGUGAAACGGCUGUGAUCUCCCCCAAAAACGGUGCCCUCUGUUUGCAGGUCAGAGUGGCCAACCUUCGCAAAACUUUAAUGGUUGGAAGUCACAUCUAUGGAAAAUUGCUUAGAACGACUGUCACCCCUGAAGGUGAGACUAUCAUUAUGGAUCAGAUCAAGAUUGAUUUUUUAGUCGAUGCUGGGAAAGACAACUUGUUUUUUGCAUGCCCUUUGACCCUGUAUCAUGUGAUUGACAAGACAAGCCCAUUCUAUGAGAUGGCAGUGGACACACUGCAACAGCAAGAAUUUGAGCUUGUAGUAUUUCUGGAUGCUACCGAUGAGUCCACCAACUUCUUUUGCCAGGUCAGAACGUCAUACAUUCCUCGAGAGAUCAUGUGGGGUUAUGAUUUUUUCCCCAUCAUCAGCCGGAGCAAGGACGGAACAUACUGCGUGGACUUUUCUGAGUUUGCUAGAGUUGUACCCAUACUAACACCGCAUUGUGCACAUUGCUUCAACAAUGAGACAGCCCAUAAUUCUGACCUCAGAUACAACACUGAAGAUCAAGGACUAAAGGGUAGACAAUCAUCUGUAAAUUUACGACGUGUUCACCUAAACAUUUAACUUGUAAUUCAUUGAAAUGAAUUAAACAGGGUCAUGGAAAUGUUGGAGAAAAUUUAACGUGUUCCAAAAUAAUUUCACUUAAGAAACAUGAAGUUAGCAACCAACUGCACAGGCACUUGAGUUCAUAUGAUUGGAAGUAGCUGUACAUAAGAAAUAUAUGAAAGUUUUAUUAGAUUGAAAUAAUAAUCUAUAUUUAGUGUUCUAAAUGUCUCUAAAUUACCAAAGAUUUGGUCUAUGUGUGUAAAAUGUGAUGUCAUCGCAUUCAACCAAAGCCCUCUUAAAAGAAGAAUAAAAAAAAGACUUAUUGUAUCUUUCUUUCUGUAAAAUAUAUGUUGAGAAAAUUAUGACAUAAAAUUACCAUCUAUACUGUAUAUCACUUAAUAUUGCUUGUACUACUAUGAGGUGACCAAGGACGGGUCAGUGCCAUUUAAUUCAAUUACUGGAUCAUCUGUUAUUAUUUGUUACAUAUCAUUUAAAAUGGAACAUCCUAAUAUUGUAUUAUUGAUUCCUGAUGUUCAAUUUUCAUUUCUGCAUUUCACUCUGUUGUGCACUGCUUGUGCUCACUCACUCCUUUACUACAAGGUUUUAAUAAAAUGGUUUUCUAAAUGCAAAUCAAAUUCAAUUUACUCAAUGUGUGAAAUGUGGGAUUUCUGUUAUUUUAGGUUACUGUACAUGGGAAGUUCUAUAAAUUCUUUGUAAAAUACAUAAAGUUUAGGACACUUCUUUUGGAAGCCAUUAUUUUGCAUCAUAUUGUAAUAAUGUACUGACUGCUUGAUUAUUAUAUGUCAAUAAAGAUUUUUCUUUUGCCAAAA
Messenger RNA from Tachysurus vachellii, 2109 nucleotides. RefSeq names its product ATP-sensitive inward rectifier potassium channel 1-like. The record is from RefSeq and is a predicted model, not a curated record. NCBI's taxonomy places the organism in Eukaryota, Metazoa, Chordata, Actinopteri, Siluriformes, Bagridae. Gene Ontology annotation, molecular function: ATP-activated inward rectifier potassium channel activity. The transcript has 2 exons. Gene Ontology annotation, biological process: regulation of monoatomic ion transmembrane transport; potassium ion import across plasma membrane. Gene Ontology annotation, cellular component: plasma membrane. The coding region runs from base 170 to 1297 and encodes 375 amino acids.